Centruroides sculpturatus (bark scorpion) is the source of this 764-nucleotide messenger RNA. RefSeq names its product eukaryotic translation initiation factor 4E type 2-like. Gene Ontology annotation, biological process: translational initiation. Bases 1 to 609 code for a protein of 202 amino acids. Lineage: Eukaryota; Metazoa; Arthropoda; Arachnida; Scorpiones; Buthidae. The transcript has 6 exons. The record is from RefSeq and is a predicted model, not a curated record. Gene Ontology annotation, molecular function: RNA 7-methylguanosine cap binding; translation initiation factor activity. Gene Ontology annotation, cellular component: cytoplasm; eukaryotic translation initiation factor 4F complex.
AUGAAGUUGAAAUUAGGAGAGAAAGUGAUUGCACUGAUAACAGAAGCCGACCCAAAAGAACAUAAACUGCAGUUUACGUAUGGUCUUUGGUUUUCACGACGUUCUCCUGGAAAACAAGGCAACAUACAAUCGUACGAUCAGACAUUAAAACUUGUUGGGGUUUUCAAUACAGUGGAAAAAUUCUGGUUAUUAUAUAGCCAUUUAGUUCGGCCGUCCGAUCUCGGAGCUUAUGGAGAUUUUCAUUUAUUUAAAUACGGAAUUAAACCGAUGUGGGAAGAUGAGGCAAAUAGAGAUGGAGGAAAAUGGAUUGUCCGAUUGAGAAAAGGAUUAGCUUCUCGUUGUUGGGAAAAUUUAAUACUUGCAAUAUUAGGAGAACAGUUUAUGGUUGGAGAAGAAAUCUGCGGUGCUGUAAUAUCAAUACGCUAUCAGGAAGAUAUUAUUUCAGUAUGGAAUAAAACUUCAAGUGACCAAGCUACUACUAUUCGAAUAAGAGACACACUGAAACGUGUUCUUAAUCUCCCACCCAACACGAUUAUGGAGUACAAGACGCAUAAUAAUAGUAUGAGGGAUAAUUCGAGUUUUCGGAACACAGACGUGUUCGUACGGUGAAACGGAGUUACAAUCAGGAGGAAAGAAGGACGUUGUGUUAGCAUCAUCAUACAGGCUGAUUUAUGAAAGUUUUACAAUAAAAAUUUAUGUACAUUAUCGAAUGAGAUUCUUUUUUAACGAAUUAUUAAAACUUUUUCCUCAUUUUUGCAUUACAA